Messenger RNA from Pyricularia pennisetigena, 2604 nucleotides. RefSeq lists its product as uncharacterized. Gene Ontology annotation, cellular component: membrane; cytoplasm; microtubule. NCBI's taxonomy places the organism in Eukaryota, Fungi, Ascomycota, Sordariomycetes, Magnaporthales, Pyriculariaceae. The transcript is spliced from 3 exons. Bases 1 to 2604 code for a protein of 867 amino acids. Gene Ontology annotation, molecular function: GTP binding; microtubule binding; GTPase activity. The record is from RefSeq and is a predicted model, not a curated record.
AUGGCAGUAAAAUCCCUUGAAUCUGCACUGGACACCAGUGGUCUCGCAGAUGAGCAAAGGGACUUGAUUGACCUCAUUGCAAAAUUACAAUUUGCACAACUUGACAAUGUCAAGCUCCCCCAGAUCGUCGUCGUCGGCGAUCAAUCAGCCGGCAAAUCCUCCGUCCUGGAGGCCAUAACCGGCACACCAUUCCCAAGGGAUAGCGGUGCAUGCACUCGCUUCGCUACCGAGAUCCGUCUGCGCCGGGCCCCGGAACGCUCCCUCAAGGUUACCAUCAUCCCGGACAAGACGCGGCCCUACCGCGACCAGGAGGCCCUCUUGCGGUUCGGCGGCACCGUUGACGCCAACACUCCUUUUGACACCCUGAUGCGCCUCGCCGUGGAGCUGAUCGCCCCAAAGAACAUCCCCGGCAGAUUUGCCGCCCGAGAUAUCCUGGUCGUGGAAAAGAUGGGCCCGGAAAUGCCGCUGCUGACGCUUGUCGACUUGCCUGGUCUGGUCAGGAACGCCAACAACGACCAGAGUUUGGAGGAUAUUCGGACGAUCGAGGCUCUGUCGGAUCGCUACAUGAAGAGCUCGAGAACCAUAAUCCUGGCCGUCGUCGGAGGCAAUUCGGAUUAUGUGCAGGCGCCCAUCCUGACCAAAGUGCGUCAGUUCGACCCCAACGGCAACAGGACUCUCGGCGUCCUCACCAAGCCAGACCUGACAGAGUCCAUAGGUCUCGAGGACAAGUUCAUCGACCUGGUGUCGAACAAGGAUGGCAGGAACCACUUCAAACUGGGCUGGUACUGUGUUUUGAACGCGGGGCCGAGGGAAGCCGGUCAGCCAUGGCCGAGCGCCCAGGAACGGAGAGAGCGUGAACAGGCUUUUUUCACAAGGGGAAAGUGGGCAGCCAUACCGGAGCAGAUGCGCGGCGUCGAUGCACUCAAGAGGAAACUCAGUGAGCAAUUGCAGAGGCACAUAGGCCGACAUCUCGGUGGCCUGCGGCGGCAGAUCCAGACGGCACUGGAUAACUGCGAGUCGGAGCUUAGGCAACUCGGAGAGGGCAAGGACACGCCCGAGGAGAUGAAGAUAGAGCUUGUUGAACUCUUUUCUUCUUCCAAAGAGCUGGUCAUACCAGCUUUGUUGGGUUUCUACAAGAAUCCUCCCAAGAAGACAUUCUUCCGCUCUACGGCAGAUCCGAACGGCACGCCAGCAUCAAACCUCAGGGCGAGAGCCAUUGAAGAGAACGAACGCUUCUCCAACAGAGUGCGAUCUCAAGGUCGAAAAUUCAGCUUCGCCGCCAACAGCAACCACCAAGCAAACAACUCCAACACCGACCCCAACAACUCAAACCCGCACAACCCGCCCGACUCAGCCGCCAAGCGUGCAUUUGUCGAGCGGGAAGUGCAGCCCCUCCUCCGGCAGAUCCGCGGUUCCGAGUUCCCCAUGGACCCCAAGCCACGGGCCGUGUACAUGCUGUACCAAAACUUCUCGGAGAACUGGUCGCGGCUGGCGCAGGAGCACAAGGAUAACCUCUCCGUGGUGUGCUCCGAGUUCAUCGCCGAGCUGCUCGACUACGCGUGGCCGCGGCGCAUGCGGCAGCCGCUCAUGCGCGCCUUUGUCGAGCCGCAGAUGCGCGCGCUCAUGGACAAGGCCCAGGCCGAGCUCGAGCUGCUGACGCAGGACAUGCACCUCGAGAUCCAGCCGUACGACCCGGAGUACGAGGAGCGCCUGCGCAAGUGGCACUCGGACGUGGCCGCCCGCGACGAGAGCGGCAGGGCCACCUACACCGAGGCGGAGGAGGUUCUGGAGAAGAUGCUCAUCUACUACGAGCUCUCGGCCAAGACCUUCAUCCGCAACGUCAUCACGCAGGUGGUGGAGCGUCACCUGCUCGGCGGCAUGUACACGCUCUUCAACGCCAUCGAGGUCCUCAACAUGGACAACGAGACGGUCGAGGCUAUCGCGGCCGAGAACAGAGAGACCCGCGACCGCCGCCAGACCCUCAAGCAGCAGAAGAAGGCCAUCGAGGAGGCCAAGUCGUUGUGCUCGUCGCUGGCCAUGCGCAAGGAACUGAGGGUCUACGCCGAGGAAGAGAUGGACAUGGGAGGAGAUAGCAGCGACGAGGAGGACGGGACCCAAAACGUGCGAACACCCACGACGCCGAGGGCACCGGCGAUGGAGAGCUCGGGCAACUACAACAACGCGCAACACGCCAGCCCGGAGUCGUCCAAGCAAAAGCAACGCAGCUCGCGCCAGGAGCAGUACGUCCCUGCCCGUCAGGAGGCCUCCACAGCAACGCCGACUUCGUACACGAACGCGCAUCGACCUGUCUCUCAGCAGCAGGUGAGGCCGUCUGAGCCCUCGGCAGAGGAGUACCAUGUCGCCACGUCCAGGAAUCCCCCAUCGCAAGCGCCGCCGCCGCCACCCCGGCCCGACAAGAUCAGGAGCGCCACGGACAACGACGCGGACAGCUCCGGAUACUACCGCGGCAGCACGAACGGGUACACCAACGGCGGCACUGAUGCUCAUCCUUCGCCCAUGGUGUCGGAGACAUCUUCGGAUUAUAUGCAGCAGGGAGCCGCGAGGAGGAAUAACCCCAUGAGGAAGAUUCUUGGGCGCGGCUGA